Ciona intestinalis (vase tunicate) is the source of this 2928-nucleotide messenger RNA. The record is from RefSeq and is a predicted model, not a curated record. NCBI's taxonomy places the organism in Eukaryota, Metazoa, Chordata, Ascidiacea, Phlebobranchia, Cionidae.
UUAUAUAACCACAUAUAGCCCCGCCCUCUUUAGACAGCGUUGUUAAUUGUAUAAAACACGACUAGGAUGGGAACUAGUUGAUAUAGGUAUCCCAUCUUACCCCACAGUGCUAUACAUGUUUGUAUGAGUAUAUAUUCAUAUUUUCAAAGAAACUUUUUUUUAAUAUGGUCACAUAAUACGUCGUACGUAUAUAAGUUCUUGUGUAAUACCCGCGCGUUUAACCGCCGUGUGCAUUUCUGUUCCAAUUACGAAACAAAUGUGUUUACAGCUGAUUUAAUUAUCAUACAAUACAAGUUAUGCCAUCGGAAUUCAGUUCUGUUGUUUGUAAUCCUUUAUUUCAACACAGCCGCCAACAGCAGCGUGUAGAAAUCCGAAACCAAUCUAUUGAAUACUAUGGAAGAUAUCUCUGCCUAUAGCGUCCCGGCUUAUCAUUCUAUUCUGCCAUCGUAAGAACAACUAGAAUGCUGAAACACUGGGCCACAAUCCCAAGGUCUCCUAAGCAAGGCAAAGUGUCAGUUGUACCUGCCCCUCCCGGUUGUGACGCCACAACAAGGAUUGUGCCUGUUGCUACAGGCGAGAGCGAGACGAGCACCGAAAACAGCAGUGAUGACGAUGAAAGCCUUUCAACUCUUUACGAAGCUGAAGAGGAACCGAGCACUCUAAAAGAGUCUGGUGACGUAUACGACGAGGUUGAUGACGUCAUUCUGGACGCGACGAAUUCUUCGUCCGCUGUCACGGUGAUCCAUCGAAAAGAUGACUCUUUAGAUGAUGUUGAAGAUCUUCUGAUGACACCGAAGAACACGUCACUUUGCAGCGUCACGGAGGACUCAGUUGGACGAACGAAGCGAGUCUCACGAAGGCUGCCAGAGGAGUCGAGUUUUCUUGGAAAUUACAUCCGAGGAAAAUUGAAGGAUAUGAAAAAACCAAAUAUUAGCAAACGGCAGAAAACAACUCUGUCAGACGAACCGUACACUCGUGACGGCCAAUACUCUGGCAGAGAAAGCGUGACGUCAUACGUCGAUGACGUCACUGUGACGUCAGCAACAGAUGACGUCACUUCUCUUUGCACAUCUCGCUCCUCGCUAUCUUCAGGGUUCUUAACAAACGUGACCCCUCGACCCCCGCAUUUCGUCGUUGUCGCCAUUGACUUCGGUACUACGUACAGUGGCUACGCGUUCAGUUUCGUCCAGGAGCCAGAGUCGGUACAUUUAAUGCGCAAGUGGUCGGGAGGCGAUCCGGGGGUGACCAAUCAAAAAACACCAACUAUUGUUUUGCUUCGGCCCUCCGGAGAGUUUCAUUCAUUUGGCUUCGAAGCGCGCGACUUCUAUCACGAUUUAGACGCAAACGAAGCGAAGAAAUGGAUUUUUUUGGACCGGUUUAAAAUGGCCCUUCAUAGUGACCAGAACUUAAACAAGUUGACACAACUCGAAUCUGCAAACGGCCGACUCGUCCCAGCUUUACAAGUCUUCGCUCAUGCCCUUAAGUUUUUCAAGGAUCACGCUUUGCAAGAACUAUCAGACGAGCUUGGCACGAAUAUGAGAAUUAACGACGUGAGAUGGGUCGUUACUGUGCCUGCUAUCUGGCGCCCACAGGCCAAACAGUUUAUGCGACAAGCAGCUUACCAGGCCGGUUUAGCGACUGAAAACUUUCCAGAACAGCUCGUGAUCGCCCUUGAACCGGAAGCGGCUUCGAUAUUCUGCCGUAAGUCGCGAUAUUCCCAGCUCUCUGGCGCCUCAAGCGAGGAUAUGACGGUGGAGGACACACUCACAGUGGGGAGUCAGUAUAUGGUGGUCGAUUGCGGCGGUGGUACGGUGGACGUGACGAUACAUGAGGUUCUUAGUGGAGGAGGACUUAAAGAGGUGGAGGCGGCAAGCGGGGACGUGAUGGGGAGUGUGGCUGUGGAUCAGCAGUUCGAAAAUCUUCUACGAAAAAUCUUUGGCGGAAAGUUUAUCGAGAAUUUCCAAAGAAAACGACCCAUUGGUUGGGUCGAUAUGAUGAUAGCUUGGGAAUCGAGAAAAAGAUCGACUGGUCCCGACCGCGUUUCACCACUAAACGUCGCCCUCCCGUUUUCUUUUAUCGACCUUCACCGAAAAGUUCGAGGUUUUACUGUCGAAACUUCGCUUCGAAAUUUUGCUGACCAAAAUAUCAAGUGGUCAGCUCAGGGUAUGUUGCGAAUCUCUUCCGCCCUCAUGCGGGACCUUUUUACCCCAACAUUGGAGGCGAUAGCCGCCCAUGUUUCCGCUCACAUGAAUGAUCGGAUUUCUCAUCUUUUUCUGGUCGGAGGAUUCGCCGAGUCCAGGAUGUUGCAAAAAGCGAUCCGGUUUUCAGUUGCUGAGCAUGUUAGAGUUAUCAUCCCUCCAGACGCGAGUCUCACUAUUUUAAAAGGAGCUGUUCUGUUUGGACUGGACCCCACCGCAGUGCGCAUGCGCACAAGCCACAUGACUUACGGAGUCGGAAUAUUAAACAAAUACAUUACAUCGAUCCAUCCGGUGAAAAAGAAACUGAUUCGAGGUUCUUCCGUUUGGUGCAAAGAUGUUUUUGACGCUUACGUAAGAGGUGGAGAAACUGUUGCCCUGGGAGACGUCGUUCAGCGCAGUUACGCCCCCGUGCGUUCGGACCAAUCAGAAAUCGUUAUCAACUUUUACAGUUGUCCUCGUGCGAAUGUGAAUUUUAUUGACGAAGAAGACGUGAUCAAGUGCGCCACCCUACGGAUCCAAUUACCGAAAACUGUAGCGGUAACGUCGCGGAGGGAACUGCGUAUCUCUAUGAUGUUCGGCGACACCGAGAUAAAAAUAGACUGCCUUGACGUCAGCACAGGAUCCCGUGCGGAUGCGCGAGCGGAUUUCUUUGCCUAAAUAAUUGCAUGGGUACAUAGUUCAAUCAUAAGGGUCGUAGCAAUAUUUGACGCUAACGAAAAGUUUGUGCAAA